Gryllus bimaculatus (two-spotted cricket) is the source of this 604-nucleotide messenger RNA. NCBI's taxonomy places the organism in Eukaryota, Metazoa, Arthropoda, Insecta, Orthoptera, Gryllidae. The record is from the annotation of a GenBank genome assembly.
GGGGCUGGUCUUGCCCCACCGCCUUCCCAUGUGCGCGGUCAUUUGCUCCCUCAUAGGCUACGAGACGGGCGCGGCCGUGGGGGAGCUUUUCCUCGGCGACGCCGGAGAAAUCGAAGAUGUCCAUCCCUCCCUCAGGCGCCGCACUACAGUUUGAAGGCCCCUGCCGAGAGAGCGUCUUUCCCGAAUCAAGAUGAUGUCCCAGCAUGCGCUGCCCAUGAUGCUGGGGGUGCUCGGGUCCUUAGUGGGAGAGUACGUGGGGUGCGUGCUAGACAAGGGCCUGGCAACUGCUGCGACGUCGGUGUUGGACGUGGUGAAAGAAACGUUGGCUGGAGAACAAAUGGAAAAUCCAUGGGGCGCUUUCUUUCCGGAUGUGUUUGCAUUUGAUUUCCCAUGAGAAGGACUGAACAAAAUGCCUCUACAAGUGGAGCGACAACGUAAUUCAUUUUGUAGGGCUUUUGUCCUUUUUUAGAUAUUGAACGUUUCAGGUUCAUUUUUGCCUUCUGUUCGAUUCCAAUACGUGGUUAUCCUUUAAAAUGAAAUUCCUUUUCUUCUUGCAGCCUUGUGUGAAAUUGUUUUGAAUAUGAAUAAAAAUCGUAAAAAUCGC